AUGCUCGCGCAGCUCAUCCGGCCGCUGCCCGUCGACACCUUCUUCCGUGAGGUGUGGGAGAAGGAGCCGCGGGUCUUCCACGCAGCGCUUGCCGCUCACCCGGCGCCCCUCAGCUGGGAGGUUCUGGAUGAGGUGCUCCUUCGGACCUUGGCGCCGGGCUGCCCCGAAGAGGCAGAGCUGGUGGUCUACAAGGACCUGAAGCCCUGCGAGGACUAUUCAUCUCCGACAGCUGCCUAUCUGGAUGGCGCCUCGAUCAUCGUGAACCACGUGGAUAAGCUCUGGAGGCCGGUCUUCGACUUGUGCCGUGCCUUGCGCGAGUUUCCCUCACUGUAUGCGAACUGCUACGUGACCCCGCGAGCAUCGCAAGCAGCCCCGCCGCACGCCGACGACCGGGAUGUCUUGGUGUUUCAGCUUGAAGGCGCAAAGCACUGGAAGAUUUACGGCGAGCCCCCGGUUUAUUUGCCGUACCCCAGCGAGCAGGUUGGUAAGAAUGGCCUCAAGGUUCCGCGGAGUCUCCUGGACACAGAGCCUGUUUUCGAGGGAGCCCUGAAUGUUGGGGACGUCCUCUACGUCCCGCGCGGCCUUGUGCAUGAAGCCGCUACGCAGGACGAGGCGUCGCUUCAUCUAACGGUUGCCGUGCCGACGUAUGACUGGACCGUUUCGCGGGUUCUGUGCGAUGCCCUGCAAGCCGCGCUGGAUGGGCCUGGGGGCAAAGAGGACCAGGCCAUGCCCGGCAUCUUUGACAAGGCACGCUUGCGGGAGAUCCUGGAGCACCUCGAUCUCAACCAAGCGCAGGCCAUCUUCCGGGCAAAGAACGCGCAUCACAACGAGAGACAAGAAGAGGCGCUGAAAUCUGCAGAGUCAUGCUCCAUUGCGCGCCUGCCAGUGACGAGCUCCACUGAGCUUUGCUGGCAUAGCGGUGUGGGAACGGUGGAUGGCUUUGAAGAUGUCUUUUUCGUGGCGCCAGAUGGAACAGAAUUCGAUCUGAACCGACUCUUGCAGAUGCUACCAAAGGGCCGCCCCCUUCGACCGGCUGAUGUUUGCAGCCAUGGUCAGCGCGCGAAGAGGAGGCGCGUUGCCGAAGUCUCCCAACAGCGACCAAAGGAAGAGUUGUCGCCGGACUUGACAGGCCUUGCCUUGAUCCAGGCGGCUGGCGAACAGGCCACGCAGCCGGAGUUCGUGGCCUUGGCGUCGCGCAGCCCGUGGAUCCCUCAGCUGCGAAUCUUCGACCCUGCGCCGGAGGAGAUGUCCGAAUGGUCGACAGAUGGAGGCGAAGUUGAGCCAACAGCCGAGUCAUGUGACCUUGUGUGUGGCCCCUCUCUCCCGGAGAAUGCCAAUGCUUCCACUCAACAUCCCGGCUCCGUCAAGACUGAGCACGAGCACACCAAGCCGGCCAUGAAGCCAACAAGUCAGGGGCGAGAUGCUGACAAUCGCAAAAGCUCCGCGAAGCCAGUCAUGGAGCAAUCGCACCUCGAGUUCUUGCAGUUCCUGCCGAGCAACCCAGCGAGUGACGAUGGUGGAUGUGAAUGUGGCACUUUCCCAAGCGAGACAGCACCAUCCGGAAUGUCAGCACACCGUGAGAAGCAAAGUGGUGUAUCAGCAUCAGAGGCAAAGCAGCAGACUCUUGGAGUCACCAAGAGGAGGACCUCGAGGAGAACCUCGCCUUUGCGCCCAGGCCUCGUCACAGAGGCAAGACAAGCUUCGGGAGAAGUCCCCUCCCCGCCCGAUGCGGGACGUUUGCGAAUUCGCAUCACACCACAGCACUUCAGCCGCUUGGGUACCACCUUUCGGCAUGUGCAAGUGAACUUCUCGCCCGUCCACUUUGCCAUCCAAGCUGUUGACUGCGCAGGCUAUGCCUGGACAGCUUGUUCGAACAUGAUGCCAAGGUGCCUGGCAGUGGAUCGAUGCAGGUACAAGAUCGACCCCAAUGGCAAGGAUGUGCUUGUUACUCUGUGCACCGCCGACGAGGGUCGUCAGGCUUGGAAAUGCCUGAAACGUCUUGAGCUGUUCCUGGCAUACCAGACUGAAAAUCAGGUCGGUGACAGCAAGAACAGCUUCACCUAG
Molecule: messenger RNA, 2064 nt
Organism: Symbiodinium natans
Lineage: Eukaryota; Dinophyceae; Suessiales; Symbiodiniaceae
Source: the annotation of a GenBank genome assembly